AUGGCCCAAAGGCCCCAAGAGUCAUCUCCAGACUCGCGUCAGGCCGCUAGAUUCUUGACUGCAGCAACACUUGGUGUUUUGCUGCUAGGCUUAUCCGGGAUAACCUUAACCGGGACAGUUUUGGCCCUGAUCAUUGCUACUCCGGUGCUAGUUCUGUUCAGCCCGGUUCUGGUCCCGGGUGGGAUAGUUUUGUUCUUGGUCACCACUGGGUUCUUGUUUUCCGGUGGGUGCGGCGUGGCGGCAUUGGUGGCUUUGUCGUGGAUAUAUAAUUAUGCGGCUGGAAAACACCCGCCUGGGGCGGACCAGUUUGAUUAUGCGAGGGCAAGGAUUGCAAGUAAGGCUAGAGAGAUGAAGGAGAGGGCCAAGGAUUAUGGACAGACAGGACAGUAUGCGCAGCAAAAGGGUCAGGAGCCUACUCAGCAGGCGUCUUGAAUGGCUGGCAGUGGUGGUAGUGUGUGGUGGCAAGGUG
Ilex paraguariensis (yerba mate) is the source of this 469-nucleotide messenger RNA. The record is from the annotation of a GenBank genome assembly. Lineage: Eukaryota; Viridiplantae; Streptophyta; Magnoliopsida; Aquifoliales; Aquifoliaceae.